Penicillium cinerascens is the source of this 3102-nucleotide messenger RNA. RefSeq names its product transcription factor domain-containing protein. NCBI's taxonomy places the organism in Eukaryota, Fungi, Ascomycota, Eurotiomycetes, Eurotiales, Aspergillaceae. Gene Ontology annotation, biological process: DNA-templated transcription; regulation of DNA-templated transcription. The transcript is spliced from 10 exons. The record is from RefSeq and is a predicted model, not a curated record. Gene Ontology annotation, molecular function: DNA-binding transcription factor activity, RNA polymerase II-specific; zinc ion binding; arylformamidase activity. Bases 1 to 3102 code for a protein of 1033 amino acids.
AUGUCUUCACGAGUCCCUGCUUUCGACUCCCUGCCGCUGCGCAAAGACGGCCCGCGUGGUAACGCGUGGGGCCUAUUUGGGGAUCGAGACGAGAUGGGAAUGCUCAAUCGUCUCACGCCCGAGAAUACGGCUGCCGCCGCGCGUGAAAUCGUGGAGGGGGUGCGCGUAUCGACCGAUUGGAACCUCAACAGCAUGGCCGUUCCGUGCUUUGGACGGUCGGCCUUUGAACACACGGUCAAGAACAAGGCGCCCAGGCCGGUCAACGACGACGUCCUGGUCUUUAAUACGCAGAGCAGCUCCCAAUGGGACGGAUUCCGGCACUACGGCUCCAAGGAAGGGUCCUACUUCAAUGGCUGUUCUCUCGAAGAUAUCCAGACAUCCACGCGAAACGGCAUUCACGCGUGGGUGGAAAACGGUGGUGUCGUCGGCCGUGGAGUGCUUCUGGACUACGCCGCGUGGGCCGAGGUCAACGGCGUCACCGUCAACUGCUUCCAAACCCAAUCAAUUCCACUCUCGGUUCUUCAGCAAGUGGCCGCCAGUCAGAACUCGACAUUCCGACCGGGCGACAUCCUCUUUAUUCGAACGGGUUGGACUCGUGACUACGAGAGACUCUCGCGAGCGGAGUGUCAGCAGCUGGCAGACUACAAGGCACCGCCCGUCAUCGGUGUCGAACAGUCGGAAGAGAUGCUGCGAUGGAUCUGGGACAAUGAGUUCGCCGCGGUCGCCGGCGACAUGCCAAGUUUCGAAGCGUACCCCUGCCAGAACCCGGACUUCUUCCUGCACGAGUGGCUGCUGGCAGGCUGGGGCCUUCCGAUCGGCGAGCUCUUUGACCUGGAGCGCCUCGGUCAGGAAUGUCGCCAGAGAAAGCGCUGGAGUUUCUUCUUCAGCAGCGUGCCAUUGAAGAAAGUUCACGUCGGUCCGAACGAUAAGAGGUGUGGAGUCGAUAACAGCGUCUUUCCCCGCCAACUUCUUGCGAUGGUGCAUAGUAAAGAGAUCUCGCGACGAUCGCAAGACCGCAUGGCUCGCCGGUCGAUGGUAGCGUGCAAUCGAUGUCGCAGUCGUAAGACGCGCUGUGCCGGCAUCCCGCCGCAGCCAUGUGCAGGCUGUGUGGACGUCGGGCACGUUUGCGUCUAUUCAGAGGCCGAAAAGCGAGUUUCAAUUACGGAGAGCUACUAUCGUCAUUUACAGACGCAGGCCCGAUCACCCCGAGGCCCGGUGGAACACACGAGUCGCUCGAGGGAUGCAAACGAAGACAUAGAGUACGAUCGACCGACCCCUACUCCAUCGAGUGCGCAUUCGACGGCCACUCACUACUCGGAUCGGGAAAGAGAGGUGCCCUUGGAACGAGAUGACUGGUGGUUCAAAGGAACCGAUAACCUGUUCCUGAACCGAUCGGGCGAACACCGUAUGCAUCCUGCAGGAUCUCCCAAGACCUUCGUUAAUCAAAGCGGUACAGACUUCGUGGGCGCGUCCUCUACCACACACCUGGCCAAGCGCCUCAAUCCUGCCUCCACCAACCUUGCAUGGGAUGUGCGUCCUCUUUACGACGAUGCCUCCUCCCUGCGACGACCGGUGGCAAGUGCCCUUCCCCAACUGCCUCCUUUUGAUUUUGCCAAGCGGCUCUUCUGGGUCCAGUAUUCCUACAUCGGAACUAUCUUUUCCUUGAUCAGACCCAGGGAAUUUGAAGAGCGACUAGCCUUUGUCUAUCACCAGCCACCCGACUUCUCCCACCGUGAAACAUGCCUGAUUUACUGCCAGACAUUACUCGUCAUCGCAUUUGGAUUGAUGUACUCCGUCAAUCAGUGGUCGGGAGAUGACGGCCCGCCCGGCUUCAAGUAUUUCAAACAUGCCUUGCGCUUCUUGCCUGACAUCCACGAAGAUGGGUCGAUCUUCUUCGUCGAGGUCUUGUGUUAUGUGGCAUACUAUAUGCAGAACCUGAACCGGCGCGAUGCGGCCUUCCUCUACAUCGGGCUCGCCCUCCGCAUGGCUAUCUCGCUGGGUCUUCACCAAGAAGUGUCAGACCCGAGCAUCGGUGAGACGGAUCGAAACCGCAGGCGUCGAGCCUGGUGGUCUGUUUAUAGUCUAGACCGAGUACUCUCCGUCAAAUCUGGCAAUCCCAUCACCAUCCAUGAUGAAGACAUUGGCACUUCGCCGGCGACACUAGAUAUAUCCACUUCUGACCCCUGGCCAUCCAUUGUCCUCACUCACUACACACAGCUCUCCCGAAUCUUAGGCCGAAUUGGCGAGGAGAUCUACCGGAAGAAGCCCCGAUCAGGAUCCAACCUGAUUAUGUCUGUGCAGAGUAUUACGAACGACCUUUCAAGCUGGCUUCGAAAUGCCCCCGAAGGCCUCCGCGUUGAUUUUACCACGCUGGAUACUCACGUUAAUCGAGAGACGGUGUCGAUCAAUCUGCAUUUCUAUUCGUGUGUCAACAUGACUGCGCGUCCGCUCGUCUUCUAUGUUAUCCAGCGACGACUCGACGCCGGAAUUCUGGGCACUUCAGGCGAGGAUUGGAAAGAAGGCUUGGCACCUAACACAGUCGCGGUGAUCGAUAGCUGCAUUACGGCUGCUCGUGCAACGACCUUGAUCAUGGAUGCGGCUGCGAAACAAAAUCUCAUCGCCACCUACGGCUAUCUCGACGGGGAAUACGUUUUCUCCGCUGCGUUACUCCUCGUCAUGGUCAAUGCUGUCUUUCCACAUAACGAGACUAAUGCCCGGGCGAUGGAGACAGCACUAAAUCUCCUCCACAGUAUGGCCGACCGAGGCAACACCUACCUCGGCUCGCGCCAUUCCUUAUUGCUGGAGCUACGGGCGGCCAUUGGACCCAAAUCCGCUAUUGGCGAUACAGAGAGGAUAACUCCUGCCCUGAAUGUUCCAGCCACUCCAAGAAGUAAUCAGCCGGCUAGUCCAGCGAUACAAGAGAUGGGGCCUCCCCCGCAAGAGCUCCCGGAGGAUUGGCAGCCGUCACUUGAUCUGGCCUCGCUCCAGGAUAUUUCAUUCCAAUUCGAUCUGAACGACGACCCGGCGCUCUGGGAGGGUGCAUUGAACCAAAUUGACAUUGAUAUGGAUACCGAUUGGAUUGAGAGCACAUUGAAACGAUAG